AUUUUCCUGAAGCUGCACAAUGAAAGUUAUACUAGUCUUGGGGAUCCUUUAUGCAUGCUGGAAAAUCUGGCAGAUAUUCAAAAAGGAGAUUCGCCCCUUGGACAUGAUACCCAAUGCUUUCAAUGACCAGUAUAUAGGGUGUUCUGGCAUGGAAAUACAAGCAAAACACCUGCUGGAAGAAGAAAUAGAAAUGAACCCACCCCUGAAAGGUCAGUGGAAUAAGGCAGCAAAGAAAUGGAAUGAAGUGAAAGGAAGUGUCCCAAAAGGCUUUCACAAAAACUAUGGAAAAGCAGUCAUAGUGUAUACUGACUAUAUUAACAGUCAAUUUAAUGAGGCAGUAAUGUCUAGCGGGGAAUCUCUAGCUACUUACAAAGAUAACUUCAAAUUCAAAGGCUUUCAUUAUUAUUUGACAAGAGCUUUGCAGGUCCUCAGUGAGGACUACGAUCCAAGGUACCACAGGUGGGUAUUCAGGGGAGUUGAAAAUGUUGCAUAUCAGUACAGCAAGUCUGGCCCUGUCAGGUUUGGACAUUUUGCCUCUUCGUCUUUCAGUAGAACUGUAGCUAAAGGAUUUGGCACAACCACAUUCUUCACCAUCGACACUGGCUUUGGGGUUAAUAUCAUGAGAUUUUCAUUUAACGUGUCACAACAGGAAGUGCUAAUCCCGCCCUGUGAGAUAUUCAAGGUGGUUCACGUAGACAAAGAGAGCAACCACUACUUCCUCCAGAGCACCAGACAGACCUGCAGCUACUUUAACUGUGCAUACGAAGGGGGUGAGUACUGCUCUGAGUGUCUGCAAUGCUUCUAG
Messenger RNA from Gavialis gangeticus (Gharial), 805 nucleotides. RefSeq names its product ecto-ADP-ribosyltransferase 5-like. The record is from RefSeq and is a predicted model, not a curated record. Gene Ontology annotation, molecular function: NAD+ poly-ADP-ribosyltransferase activity; NAD+-protein-arginine ADP-ribosyltransferase activity. Lineage: Eukaryota; Metazoa; Chordata; Crocodylia; Gavialidae.